Messenger RNA from Penaeus chinensis, 2910 nucleotides. RefSeq names its product mucin-17-like. The transcript is spliced from 7 exons. Lineage: Eukaryota; Metazoa; Arthropoda; Malacostraca; Decapoda; Penaeidae. The coding region runs from base 1 to 2910 and encodes 969 amino acids. The record is from RefSeq and is a predicted model, not a curated record.
AUGUCCAUAGCACAGGCACACCAUAGCCAGGCAUCAGAUGCCAUAGCAACAGAGCACACCCAUACCCCGAUAACAGAUGCAAUGGCAACAGGCACACCCAUAGCCUUAGCCACAGAUAUGCCAAUGGGCAACAGGCACUCCUCCAUAAGCCGCACACCCAUAGCCAUAGCCACAGAUGCCAUGGCAACAGGCACACCCAUAGCCACGGCAACAGAUGCCAUGGCAACAGGCACACACAUAGCCACGGCAACAGGCACACCCAUAGCCACGGCAACAGAUGCCAUGGCAACAGGCACACCCAUAGCCACGGCAACAGGCACACCCAUAGACACGGCAACAGAUGCCACGGCAACAGGCACACCCAUAGCCACGGCAACAGAUGCCAUAGCAACAGGCACACCCAUAGCCACGGCAACAGAUGCCAUAGCAACAGGCACACCCAUAACCACGGCAACAGAUGCCAUGGCAACAGGCACACCCAUAUCCACGGCAACAGGCACACCCAUAGCCACGGCAACAGAUGCAAUAGCAACAGGCACCCCCAUAGCCACGGCAACAGAUGCCAUGGCAACAGGCACACUCAUAGCCACGGCAACAGGCACACCCAUAGCCACGGCAACAGGCACACCCAUAGCCACGGCAACAGAUGCCAUGGCAACAGGCACACCCAUAGUCACGGCAACAGAUGCCAUGUCAACAGGCACACCCAUAGCCACGACAACAGAUGCCAUGACAACAGGCACACCCUUAACCACGGGAACAGAUGCCAUGGCAACAGGCACACCCAUAUCCACGGCAACAGGCACACCCAUAGCCACGGCAACAGAUGCCAUAGCAACAGGCACACCCAUAGCCACGGCAACAGAUGCCAUGGCAACAGGCACACCCAUAUCCACGGCAACAGGCACACCUAUAGCCACGGCAACACAUGCCAUGGCAACAGGCACACCCAUAGCCACGACAAGAGAUGCCAUGGCAACAGGCACACCCAUAGCCACGGCAACAGAUGCCAUAACAACAGGCACACCCUUAACCACGGGAACAGAUGCCAUGGCAACAGGCACACCCUUAACCACGGCAACAGGCACACCCAUAGCCACGGCAACAAGUGCACCUCCAGCCGCAGGUGCCACGGCAUCAGGACCGCCCGCAGCCACGCCGACGACCGCGACCGAGUCUCCGCCUCCUGCCUCCGCCGCCCGCCGCACAGUUGGUCUGAGAGCACCUCUGGCCGGGCAUACGCUCACAUAUACAUAUACUCGCACCUACCCUUUCCGCGUCUCCCGAGCUGCGGCGAACCUCGAGGCGAGAGGAGCUUCCGAGCAGCCAAGGGGCCCAGCUGCGCAGCUCUCCUACAGGUCAGCUCUCCUGCGGGUCAGUUCACCUACAGGUCAGCUCUCCUGCGGGUCAGUUCACCUACAGGUCAGCUCUCCUGCGGGUCAGUUCACCUACAGGUCAGCUCUCCUGCGGGUCAGUUCACCUACAGGUCAGCUCUCCUGCGGGUCAGUUCACCUACAGGUCAGCUCUCCUGCGGGUCAGUUCACCUACAGGUCAGCUCUCCUGCGGGUCAGUUCACCUACAGGUCAGCUCUCCUACGGGUCAUUUCACCUACAGGUUAGUUCUCCUGUAGGUGAGUUCACUUACAUGUUAGCUCCCCUGCAGGUUAGUUCACCGACAGUCAGCUCUUCUGCAGAUCAGUUCACCUACAGGUCAGCUCUCUUGUCAGCUCUCCUGCGCGUCAAUUCACUUACAGGUCAGCUCUUCUGCAGGUCAGCUCUCCUGCAGGUCAGUUCACCUACAGGUCAGCUCCUCUGCGGGUCAGUUCACCUACAGGUCAGCUCUUCUGCAGAUCAGUUCACCUACAGGUCAGCUCUCCUGCGGGUCAGUUCACCUACAGGUCAGCUCCCCUGUGCGUCAAUUCACCUACAGGUCAGCUCUCCUGCGGGUCAGUUCUACUACAGGUCAGCUCUCCUGUGCGUCAAUUCACCUACAGGUCAGCUCUCCUGUGCGUCAGUUCACCUACAGGUCAGCUCUCCAGUGCGUCAGUUCACCUACAGGACAGCUCUCCUGCGCGUCAAUUCACCUACAGGUCAGCUCUCUGCGCGUCAAUUCACCUACAGGUCAGCUCUCCUACAAGUUAGUUCACCUACAGGUCAGCUCUCCUGUGCGUCAAUUCACCUACAGGUCAGCUCUCCUACAAGUCAGUUCACCUACAGGUCAGCUCUCCUGUGCGUCAAUUCACCUACAGGUCAGCUCUCCUACAAGUCAGUUCACCUACAGGUCAGCUCUCCUGUGCGUCAAUUCACCUACAGGUCAGCUCUCCUACAAGUCAGUUCACCUACAGGUCAGCUCUCCUGUGCGUCAAUUCACCUACAGGUCAGCUCUCCUACAAGUCAGUUCACCUACAGGUCAGCUCUCCUGUGCGUCAAUUCACCUACAGGUCAGCUCUCCUGUGCGUCAAUUCACCUACAGGUCAGCUCUCCUACAAGUCAGUUCACCUACAGGUCAGCUCUCCUGUGCGUCAAUUCACCUACAGGUCAGCUCUCCUGUGCGUCAAUUCACCUACAGGUCAGCUCUCCUACAAGUCAGUUCACCUACAGGUCAGCUCUCCUGUGCGUCAAUUCACCUACAGGUCAGCUCUCCUACAAUGCCAUCCUUCCUGCCUGGACGCCCUUCGUGAUCAGCCGUGGUCAGCGGGGAUUCGAACGCUCCUCCAUUCCCCCGGUAGGCCAGCGCAAAGCCACGUGGGCCAAGAGAAAUAUUGAAACUAACAGUAAUAUAACAGCAUUUAGAAUAAAGCGUGAUGUUAACAAGAAAUGGAGGGAGAAGUCUAUUCACUUGUCAGUUAAACAUUUCAAUCCAAACAAAUCUAAAAUUAACAUCACAGACUUCACAGAUUGCAUCCUUUAA